Haliotis rufescens (red abalone) is the source of this 1641-nucleotide messenger RNA. RefSeq lists its product as uncharacterized. Gene Ontology annotation, molecular function: mRNA binding; zinc ion binding. The record is from RefSeq and is a predicted model, not a curated record. Bases 136 to 957 code for a protein of 273 amino acids. The transcript has a single exon. Gene Ontology annotation, biological process: negative regulation of translation; oogenesis. NCBI's taxonomy places the organism in Eukaryota, Metazoa, Mollusca, Gastropoda, Lepetellida, Haliotidae. Gene Ontology annotation, cellular component: perinuclear region of cytoplasm.
ACAACCUGACCACCCUUGCCAGUGCUGAAAUGGGUUCGCCUAAAAUACUACCAUUACUACAAGGGAUGUUAAUUUCACUCGUGUCAGCUGUUUUCCUCGGUAUUACUGCAUUCACGAUUUCUUGUCCACACAACCAUGGCAGGCUAUUCCCCUUUCAAAGACUACCUUGGAUUUUCAGGUCUUCUUUUCUCCGAAGAAACGGAAACUAACCCCGGUCGCGGAGACCCAUUCAAGUUCCAUCGUGAAGGGUCACCCGUGCAAAUUGGAGCCGAACGAUCGGUUGUGCAACCAACAUCAGUGGUCAAGGACCGUCCCCGGAAAACAUCCCUGUCGUCUAUUGAGACCGACGUCAGUGACGACACUUGCGCCAGUCGGGACAGCGAGUCAAGCUUCAGCUUCUGCCUUCCGAACAUCCCCGAGUUCUCCCGACCGAUUCUACCUCAGAAGCAAAGCCAAUCCGUGCCAACGUCGCCAACGAACUCCGAACAGCGUUUGAACCCAAGCCCGUGUCUAGAAGUUGAAGAUCGAACCUUCCCUGCUCCUGAUUAUGAUCGAGAGGACGUCUUAUCGUCUGCUGCUGAUCUUCGAAGCUCCCUACAUCGUCACGACGUCUCCGCAGCCGCGUCAACCGUCACAGGUGUGAUGGAGAAGCUGGUUAUGGACGCUGUGGAGAAGAAAAUGAGGGACUCAGCCGAAAAAUUCAACCGUCCUACUGUUUGCGUUUUCUGUCAGCGCAAUGGAGAGACAGUUGAGUAUUACUCGACUCAUCUUCUGAAGGACAACAGAGGCAAAGUGAUAUGUCCAGUCUUGAGGAAGUACGUAUGUCCGAAAUGUAGCGCCACGGGGGACAACGCGCACACUGUCCGCCACUGCCCCCUGUCCAGGAGUGCGCUGUCCAUUGCGGAUACAUUCAAGACCCCUCGGACUAGCUGCGGCUUCAGGAAGAGUACAUUCUAGAAGAAACGUACGACUGGUGUCACCAUGGUAACGGAAUCAACGCUAUCGAAUACGGACUUGCGAGACUUUAUCAAAGGGACAAACAUUAAAUAUUACUUUUGGGGAAGCUGCUGCUUGUGAAAUAUUAUUUGAAGAAACGAUUCAUCUUUAUGUGGAAUACGUAGCAGACGAUACUUUUAUGGACGAAGAAACGUACUUUGUGAAGCACUGAUUCAGCUGAUAUCUGUUUCCGUCAACCGAGAGCAGACGACACUUCCUGAUGACGUCAUCCGAUUUGGCCUGGAACGUGUAUUGGCUGUUGAAAGCCGAUCAUACUGGACGCUGACGUCAUCAAAUUUGGCCUGGGACGUGUAUUGGCUGUUGGAAGCCGAAUAUACUGGUAGAUGACGUCAUCAAAUUUGGCCCGGAACGUGUAUUGGCUGUUGGAAGCCGAAUAUACUGGUAGAUGACGUCAUCAAAUUUGGCCCGGAACGUGUAUUCGCUGUUGGAAGCCGAAUAUACUGGUAGAUGACGUCAUCAAAUUUGGCCCGGAACGUGUAUUCGCUGUUGGAAGCCGUAAUCGUACACUGCAAUGCAUUUCAGACCGACCUUACAGGUGGUCAUCGUGGACGUUUAUAUCAUUGCAACAAAAGGAUAUGUUUUACACUGACUGACAUAUUCUAGAGAAACAAUUCCUUGAAAAGA